AUGUAUAAAACAUGUGGGAACGCGACAAAUUUAGCUGCACACUUGAAAACCAAGCGUCACUAUGCAUACUUGCAGUUCGUCAACAUGCAGCAGAAAAAAUCAUCUGAAUCAAAAAAUCUGAUAAUGAAAAUGAAAACGCGUCGACAGGCGAAGACUCCAGUGGCGAUGUACCCGUUUACAAGUAAUCAACAAAUACAAGAAGAUUCUUCCGAGAUCAAAUUCUUCAAUCAAGCCGUAAAAAGGAGAAAGCAAGUAAUACAACCCACUUUAGUAAACUAUUUAGAGAGAAGUAUAAGUUUUGAAGAAGCUGGACAAAAACAUAGUGAAGUGACACAGGCAUUGAUCUAUAUGAUAUGCAAGGACAAUUUGCCACUAUCAAGUGUAGAAAAAAACGGCUUGCAAAAAUUUGUUCGCACAAUUUGCCCUCUCUAUAAACUGCCGUCCAGAAAAAAGGUAACGCAUUUAAUACAAAACAUAUACAACACAACAAAGGAGAACUUGAACCUAUGUGCGCAGCAACUUUCUCAGGGUCACACGGGACAGUACAUCCAAGAAUGUUGGAAAAUAUGUGAAGAGUUCAAGAUUGACAAAACUAAAAUCGUGUCCAUCACUACUGAUGGCGGAGCAAAUAUAGUGUCAGCGGGACGAUUAUUUUUAGGUGAUGAUCACAUGAUUCCUUGCAUUGCUCACUGCUUAAACGUUUCAGUUGAUGGGGUACUCAGAGAAAUUAACGUAUUUUCAAUACUUUGCGAUUAG
Molecule: messenger RNA, 756 nt
Organism: Parnassius apollo (apollo)
Lineage: Eukaryota; Metazoa; Arthropoda; Insecta; Lepidoptera; Papilionidae
Source: the annotation of a GenBank genome assembly